This is a messenger RNA of Cadophora gregata, 813 nucleotides long. RefSeq lists its product as uncharacterized. NCBI's taxonomy places the organism in Eukaryota, Fungi, Ascomycota, Leotiomycetes, Helotiales, Ploettnerulaceae. Gene Ontology annotation, molecular function: protein binding. The record is from RefSeq and is a predicted model, not a curated record. Bases 1 to 813 code for a protein of 270 amino acids. The transcript is spliced from 2 exons.
AUGACGAUAACCGACGACCUUCAAGAGAUUGCCGGAAAGGAAAAGGUUAAUAUCUUCGUUGGUCCAAGAAGGGUCAGAUUCUCGGUGCACAGAGAUGUCAUUUGUCAAGCUUCAUAUUUCUUCCGAGCAGCAUUCCAGGGCGUAUUUAAAGAAGCAAAAGAUGGAUCAGUACACAUGCCAAAGGAUGACCCAGUGACUUUCAAGCGGUUUUUGGCAUGGACCUAUGCAGGAAGACUUCCCGAAUCAAGAGGAACAACAAGCCAGAGACUCUUAUACGACCUUUACAUCCUCGCCGAAAAGUUAUGUAUGAACGACCUUGCCAACAGGACCAUAGAUCGAAUCAAGGAGAACCAUGAACACACUUUCAAGAUUGCCGGAGCCACGGAUCGAAACCUGAAGCAUAUCGGACACAUAUACGAUCAUACAAGCCAGCGCUCUCCUCUGCGGAAUCUCAUGCUCAGCAUCAUGGGCCAUGACUAUUACUUUGCUGCGUCCAAGAACCUUACUGGAGGAUCGCUAGUGAGCAGAGAGCAUUUGAAGAAGAUUUGGGAAGUUGGCCAGAAGCACCCUGACUUCUACGAAGAUCUCUUCACGCUGCUACUUCCAAUCGUACCAGAGCAGCAGCACCACCAAGUUCUGCGCCCGACACAAGAGCAAGCACUUGAAACUCUCAGAAGCGUUCUGUUUUCUGAUGCGAGGUGUUCUUUCCACAAGCAUGGUGCUAGGGAGUUUUGCUACUUGUACGACCAGGAUAUUCAGUCAGGUGAGGAGGACGGUGGGUCUCUGUCAGAGCAGACUUCUUCCGCAGGUUGA